GUUUACUUGCCCAAACUAAAGCUUUGUUUAGUUCUAAAUUUUUUGUAAAAUGAGUACCGUAGCAUUUUUAUUUAUAUUUGACAAAUAUUGUGGAAUGCUCCAUGCGACCUUAGUCACGUAGAGAUAUCUUUCAAGAACGAAUCUCGAACCAAGGAAUGACUGCGAUUUUUUUCCCCCGACAGGCCGACAAGUGUUACGAGCACAUAUACAAAACUUUUUGUUUCGCGCCAUUUUGUCCCCGUAUCCCGCCACGGGGCUACAUGACCCGCGCUCCUUCGUUACCCCGCGAAAAGCGAGACCCAUCUCCAGCAGCAGUCCACAGAGCCCCAAAUCCUCCACAGUCCACACGGAACGGCGGGCGGCACCGUACAUUGCUGACGAAAUGGCUCCCCGCCGCCCUCUCAAGAAGCGCCAGAUUCCUAAUUCCUCGGCCAUGCCGGUGGGUGCGGUGGACACCGACGCCCUGCUCUCCCUGCCCCAGGAGAUCCUCGACGAGGUCCUCGCACGCCUCGACCUCCGCGACGCCGUCCGCACCUCCGCACUCUGCCGCGCCUGGCGCCGCCGCUGGGAGACGCUCCCCUCCAUCGACAUCUCCAUCCCUUCCGGCAAGGAGGCGCUCUCGACCAUCGACUGCGUCCUCCUCCGCUGCUCCGGCCGCGUCCAGCGCUUCUACGUAUCCCUCGACAAGCUCUCGGCCCGCCGCCUAGACGACUGGCUCCUCGUCCUCUCCCGCCGCGGCUGCGUCGAGGAUAUUUUCCUCAGUCCGGAACCCCACGAGUUCUUCUCCCUUCAUUCCGCUGUCUUCUCUUGGCGCUGCCUCAUCUCCGUCGACCUCUCCGCCUGUCACAUCCCGCCGCUACCCCCAGACUUCGAGGGCUUUCCCGUCCUUAAAGUGCUAAGCCUUGUCGAUGUGAAGUUCCAGCAGAACGGAGAGUACCAACUGGAGGAGAUCAUUGAGACAUCCCCAUUGCUCGAGCAGCUGAUACUAUCUGAAGUCCACAUCGGGGGAGACGAGUUUAUUGAAUGGGAGAUCCGGGCGCCCAAUCUGCGUCACAUAACAAUUUGCUCAACUAUCGAUUAUGGCUGGGCAUAUUCGCAAGAAGUAAAUGGGACCAAGAUACUUGAAAACCUUCCAUGCAACUUUGACAACUUGAAGAGCCUGAAAUUGUUCAUGGACUUCUGUGAACUGCCCCCCAUUUUGUCAGUGUUUUGCUUACUAAAGAGUAUGCCGAAUCUUGAAAAACUUAAAAUGAAGAUCUACAAUGGCGAAGUGCAGAAAGUUGAGCUAAAUGGAGAGUUCCUAAAUGCACAGUGGGAAGAUGGCAUGUGUGCCAAUCUUCAAAUUUUGGAGAUGACUGGUAUCAAUUGGCUUCCAAAUGAAAUAUCUUUUAUGAAGCUCAUUCUUUCCAAAGCUAGGCUUCUUCGUACGUUAUGGAUUAGUCAUCAUGGUGAUUGCUCAGUGUCUCAUGUGGAUCCACUGCAUGAACUAGUAACAUGUGGAAAAGCUUCAGCUCAAGCUCAGGUUCUGUUUAAAGGUGCAGUUGAAAAUCAUUAGAUGGAUGGCGUCUUCUGUUCAUUAGUGAAUUGUUCACUUGAAUGAGACAGUGCUCCUUUUUUCAUUUGUCUUGAAUUAGUGUGGACGUCAGAAUUUCAGAUGUGAAAGAUGCAGAAAGUAGCUUGUCCAAUGAAUUUUCGUAGUUUUUUAUUUUAUUCAGAACAAAUUGAUGUGCUAUUGGCAAUGUGAUAAGGCUGUCGCGUCACACUGUUGUUUUGUAUCAGAUUCGAGACAGUUGUAUGCUAUGUGCUAUUACAGACUUGCCCUGAGUAGGCGAGGUA
Molecule: messenger RNA, 1836 nt
Organism: Sorghum bicolor (sorghum)
Lineage: Eukaryota; Viridiplantae; Streptophyta; Magnoliopsida; Poales; Poaceae
Product: F-box/FBD/LRR-repeat protein At1g13570
Exons: 4
Coding region: 383-1555 (390 amino acids)
Molecular function (GO): protein binding
Source: RefSeq, a predicted model, not a curated record